Eimeria tenella is the source of this 1440-nucleotide messenger RNA. RefSeq lists its product as uncharacterized. Gene Ontology annotation, cellular component: nucleus. Gene Ontology annotation, biological process: regulation of transcription by RNA polymerase II. NCBI's taxonomy places the organism in Eukaryota, Apicomplexa, Conoidasida, Eucoccidiorida, Eimeriidae. The transcript is spliced from 4 exons. Gene Ontology annotation, molecular function: transcription cis-regulatory region binding. The record is from RefSeq and is a predicted model, not a curated record.
CUGGCCCCCGGAGUGGCCGAGCGCGAGCUGCUGCUGCCCUUUUGCACUUUGCUGCAGCAGCAGCUGCAUUUAUUUUCUUUUGCGGAUUUGCAGCUGCUGCUGUCGGACUUCGCAGCUGUAUAUACACCUCAGUUCCUGCCCCUCUUCAACGCCGCCGCCAGAGUCCUCACGCGGCCCCCCAGCAGCAGCAGCAGCAGCAGCAGCAGCAGCAGCAGCAGCACUGAUGGGCGAGACAGGCUCAGUCCGCUUCAGGCGUGCUUUCUACUGCAUGCGCUAGGCAAGACAGACUGCAGGGACCCCAGCCUCUUGGCUCUCUUAAUAGAGAUUGUUGAAGCUGGGGUGCAGCAACUGCAGCAGCAGCAGCUGUUGCUGCUGCAGCAGCAGCAGCACGAGCAGCAGCAGCAGCAGGAGCUGCAGCAGCGGCAGCAAGAAGAAAGAAGCCCAGGAGCAACUGAGGCUGAUGUGCACAAGAAUCCGUCAGCAGCAAAAGGAGAGGAAAGAGAAGGUGAAAAAAAUGAAAAAAGACAGAAGAUGCAGCAGCAGCAGCAGCAGCUGCAGCAGCAGCAGCAGCAGCUGCAGCAGCAGCAGCAGCAGCGGGAUGCUGCAGCAGACAUAACGGGAGAAGGGCUUGUCAUGUGUCUCAAUGGGUUGGCCAACAUGAACUGCAAAAUUAAAGAAGACACUUUAAAUCAUUUGCUGCUGCUGCUGCGGCCUUUUCUGCUGCGCGAGGAGCCUUCUGUCUUGGGCCACGCGAGCCCGGAGCGGCGGCUGCUGCUGCUGUUUAAUUCUGUCUCCAGUUUGGCCCGGCUGGGGCUGUGGGGUUUGGGGCUGCAUGCGCUGCUGGCUGAAGCUUGCUGCUGCUGCUGCUUGAGUGAUUUGGGGCCUUACGAGCCUCUGGACCUGUUUGCUGCUGCUCUCGCGCUGCAGCAGCAGGGCAGAGUCAGCCCUGCUGCUGCUGCUGCCGCUGCUGCAGCAGUCAAAGCCCUAGAAGACAAGCUGCUGCAGCAGCAGCACAAGAAACUCGAUCCCGAGGACCUUGCAGCAGCAGCAGCAGCAGCAGGCCUCACAGCCGCAGAGGCAGCGCCCGCACCAGCAGCAGCAGAAGCAGCAGCAGCAGCAUCUCCCGCUGCUCCAAAUGGCGCUGCUGCGCUCCCGCAUCCUGCGUUUGCUGCAGCAGCAAACUGCUACGUUGCUGCUGCUGCAGUUGGCCUCGUGGCUCUCCGGCCUCUUAUCUUUUCGCUGCACCCCUCUUUUAGGACUUCCGGGGGAUCCAGGUGUCUGUACACCCCAUUGCCCACGCCAUGCACCGGUCAGCAGCAGCAGCAGCAGCAGCAGCAGCAGCAGCAGCACAACCAGCAGCAGCAGCAGCAGCAGCAGCAGCACAACCAGCAGCAGCACAACCAGCAGCAGCAGCAGCAGCAGCAGUGUUUUUGCCUUUAA